AUGGACAUUCUCUCCGAAGCUAGCAUGCCCGCCAUGGCUAUGGCGUCGGCACUGGCGGUGGGCGCAGGCGCAUACCUGAAUGCCAAACUGGCGAUCUCAACAGAUCUUACAGCUCUUUCCAAUGACCGCGCCUUUGGCAAGCGCUUGGCCGAGCGGAUCGGCAAUCUCGGCGAGUCGACCACUAUCUACAAACUUCUGGAACGAGUUGUCGAGGUGGAGGGCCAUGGUGCGGAUGAUGCGCUGUGGUUUGAACAUAAGACUUGGUCAUAUAGCCAAAUCAAGGAUGCGGUUGAUCGAUUUGCUGCACUGCUUCACGCUCGAGAUGUCAAGGCCGGGGAUUUUGUGGCUGUUUUCACCACUAAUUCCCCCGAAAUGGUGAUUACCCUUUACGCGCUGGCCAAGUUGGGUGCAGUGGCCUCCAUGAUCAACACUAAUUUACGGGAUGAUACUUUUAUUCACUGCCUCAAUGUGUCGGGCUCAAAAUCCAUCAUUUCAACACCUGAUCUGUCCCAAUUCGUUUGCGUUGAUCUACCACAUCUCGCUUUUAACCUGACGUCUUUCGAGGGCGUCUCGACAGGACCAGUCGAACUCAUCACAGCGUCCGACCUGCAACAUUACUCUCCGUCGGGAUUGGCGCCUGCCAAGCGCACACCCAAAGAUUUGACUGCUCUGAUCUACACUUCCGGAACAACUGGAAAGCCCAAAGCCUGCGCCGUGCGAAACAUGUUGGCCCUGAUCACCUCUACCCCCCUCUCGAUAGACGCGAAGAACCCAUCCAAGUACUACCCCCUCCGCACAUAUUCCUCUCUGCCACUCUUCCACGGUACGGCCUUCUUCACCGGAAUGUGCUAUUCAGUUGGUAACGCCGGUACGCUCUGCCUGAGACGCAAGUUCUCCGCCUCUCAGUUCUGGAAGGACGUCCAUGAUUCAAAAGCCACGCGCAUUUUGUACAUUGGCGAGUUGUGCCGCUACCUGCUCUCUACGCCUCCGUCUCCUUACGACCGCAACCACAACUGCAUCGCAGCGGCGGGCAACGGACUCCGCGGCGAGAUCUGGGAGAAGUUCCGCGAGCGAUUCGGUGUUCCCGAAGUGCGUGAAUUCUACCGUUCCACGGAAGGUAUCGCCAAAUUCGAUAACCACGGUGUUGGAGCUUGGGGAGCCGGUAAGGUCGGCUUCUCGGGUCCAAUUCGUCGCUUCCUCGAGGACGACACUUUUAUCGUCAAGUAUGAUACGGACACUGAAAUGCCCUUCCGUGACCCCGUGACUGGAUUCUGCGUUCGCGCUCGGUUAGGCGAGGAGGGCGAGGCGAUUGGUCGUGUUCGGGAUCGUGGCCUGUUGAUUGAGUAUCUGCACAAUGAGGAUGCUACGGAGAGCAAGUUGCUGCGUGAUGUUUUCCAAAAGGGGGAUCUCUUCCAGCGUACGGGUGAUUUGGUUGUGCAGGACCACUCGGGCUGGGUGAAGUUCCAAGACCGCGUUGGCGAUACGUUCCGCUGGAAGGGUGAGAACGUAAGUGCGGGUGAGAUUCGGGAUCAUAUUUGUCGCAUUGAGGGUAUUCAUGAUGCUGUGGUGUAUGGUGUGAAGCUUGCUGGGUACGACGGCCAAGCUGGUGCAGCUGGAAUCACUCUGGAAGAGCAUUCCCCAGCCUUUGAGAUCCAGUUCAUUUCGGACUUGUACAAGGAGCUGAAGAAGAGAGGUGUGCCAUCUUACGCACUGCCUCGCCUAGUUCGGAUCACCGAGAAGGUGGCCACUGGUGUGACAUUCAAACAAGCAAAGGGUGAUCUUGUGAAGAAGGGCUGGGAUCCCCGCAAGGACUGCGGUGGAGAUACCUUGUACUGGCUGAACGGGACCAAGUACGAGAAACUGACUGACCAAAGUUGGUCUCAGAUAGAGGUCGGCAAGGCCAAACUGUGA
This is a messenger RNA of Penicillium daleae, 1911 nucleotides long. Its product is annotated as putative bifunctional fatty acid transporter/acyl-CoA synthetase (FAT1). The record is from RefSeq and is a predicted model, not a curated record. Gene Ontology annotation, molecular function: long-chain fatty acid transmembrane transporter activity; long-chain fatty acid-CoA ligase activity. The transcript is spliced from 5 exons. The coding region runs from base 1 to 1911 and encodes 636 amino acids. Lineage: Eukaryota; Fungi; Ascomycota; Eurotiomycetes; Eurotiales; Aspergillaceae.